GACGACGAGGGCGAGCCGGAGCUGCUCCCGGCGCUCUCCAGCGCCACCCACGAGCGCAUCCGCUACCUGGGCGGGGUGCGCUUCGACGCCGCGGACGCCGGCAGGUGCGCGAGAGGCUCCGAGGAGUGGGCGGCUUUCGGGCGCUCGUUCUGGGCGUUGCUGCGGGUGGAGCUCUGCGUGUCCGGCGCGCCGGCGGCGGUGGGCGUCG
Molecule: messenger RNA, 208 nt
Organism: Prorocentrum cordatum
Lineage: Eukaryota; Dinophyceae; Prorocentrales; Prorocentraceae
Source: the annotation of a GenBank genome assembly